This is a messenger RNA of Populus trichocarpa (black cottonwood), 1121 nucleotides long. Its product is annotated as glutathione S-transferase U9. Gene Ontology annotation, molecular function: glutathione transferase activity. Gene Ontology annotation, cellular component: cytoplasm. Gene Ontology annotation, biological process: glutathione metabolic process. The transcript is spliced from 2 exons. The coding region runs from base 283 to 975 and encodes 230 amino acids. The record is from RefSeq and is a predicted model, not a curated record. NCBI's taxonomy places the organism in Eukaryota, Viridiplantae, Streptophyta, Magnoliopsida, Malpighiales, Salicaceae.
AACCAAGGACAUCAGCAAGAGCAUGGACUCAAAAAUUCUGGCUUUCAAGACCUUCACAAGGAUAUGGUAUAAUUCCAAAAAGGUCACCUCGUAAGCUAUAACAUCAUAAUGCAGCGGAUACAAAUCAUCUUUUUAUUCGCAGCAUAUCCACAAGCAUACUGGAUGAUGUAAAUAACAAUGAAAAGUCAAAGCCGCACAUAUAGCUUAUUUCACAAGGAAAAAAGAAAAUAGAAUAAAUAAAGAAAAGCUAGAAACAAUAACUCAGUAGAGAGAGAGGGAGAGAUGGAAGAGGAACAUAAAGUGAAGCUAUAUGGGAUGUGGGCCAGCACUUACGUUAAGAGAGUGGAAGUAGCCCUAAGAGCUAAAGGCAUAGCUUGUGAGUAUAUAGAAGAAGAUUUAAGCAACAAAAGCCAAGCUCUCCUUCAAUAUGAUCCAGUUCACAAUGAGGUCCCUGUACUUGUUCACAAUGGAAAGCCAAUUACAGAGUCAUCCAUCAUCUUAGAAUAUAUUGAUGAAACAUGGAAACAAGCUCCUCGCCUCUUGCCUGAUGAUCCUUAUCAAAGAGCUAAAGUUCGCUUCUGGGCUAGUUUUAUCCAACAACAGUUGUUUGAGGGAGUCAGUCAGGUGAUCACAAGGGGCGGGGAAGCACAAGAGAAGGCAAUCGGUGAGCUUCUUGAGAAAAUGAACAUAUUUGAAGAGGAAAUGAAGAAACUUUUGCCCAAUGGAGUCUCAGUUAUUGAAGUCCAGAAUCUAGGGCUCCUGGACAUUCUGGUGGGUGCAGUAUUUAGCCCCUACAAAGCUCAAGAGGAAGUCGCUGGUGUCCAAAUUCUAGACCCAGAAAAAAACCCACUGAUACUUUCUUGGGUCACUGCCUGGAACCAGUUAACUACAGUUCAAGAGUUGCUGCCUCCUCAUGACAAGAUUGUAGGCCUGCUUCAAUUUGUGAGAAAAACUGCUCUUGGAUCUUCUGGUUAGCAAGGUCAUUAGGGCGUUCCUCCAUGGUUAGGAGGUUUGGAACUGGCAUUUCUUUAAAUUUUUAAUUUUUUUUUUAUGUUUUUGAAUUAUUUUGAUUUGUAAAAUAAUAUUUUUUUAAAAAUAAAAAUUUUAUUUUAAUAUAUUUU